AUGAAUAGAUCGGAGAUCUCUUCGCACCGGAAGUCUUUGGACACCAAUAAUAAGAGGGAUUAUAUCGACGGAUACUUAGCGGAGAUGGAAGUGAGACAACGAAAGGAUCCCAACACUCACUUCAACCUGAAGGCAUUGGAUGCAAACGCCAGAGCAUUCUUCGGGGCCGGCAGUGAAACGGUGAGGACGACCACUGAAUGGUUGCUAUUAUUGUCCGCCAAAUACAGCGAACACCAGAAGAGGAUUCACUCAGAGAUCGAUUCUGUGGUCGGAAGAGAUCGGAGUCCCUGUUAUGCCGACAGACUUCAUAUGCCGUUCACUCAGGCGUUCAUUAACGAAGUGAUGAGAUAUAAGACUACUAUUCCCGCGUUCAUUAACGAAGUGAUGAGAUAUAAGACUACUAUUCCUGUAAAUCUGAUGAGAAGGACAACAGAAGACACGUCAGUUUUGGGUCAUUUCAUACCUAAAGACACACAAGUUUUAGCCAAUAUAUGGGCCGUUCAUAACGAUCCUAAAGUAUGGCAUAAACCGCAAGACUUUAAUCCGAAACGAUUCCUCACAAGUGAUGGCAAAGAAUUGCUUAAAAUAGAGGCUUUGAUACCAUUCUCUUACGGUAAACGCAAUUGUGUCGGAGAAACGUUAGGACGAGUGGAGGUAUUCCUGUAUUUCGCAUCACUUCUGCAAAAAUACACAAUAAGUGCAGCAAAUGAUGAGGUGUUGACUCUGGAGGAG
This is a messenger RNA of Oppiella nova, 732 nucleotides long. NCBI's taxonomy places the organism in Eukaryota, Metazoa, Arthropoda, Arachnida, Sarcoptiformes, Oppiidae. The record is from the annotation of a GenBank genome assembly.